Molecule: messenger RNA, 1882 nt
Organism: Carassius gibelio (silver crucian carp)
Lineage: Eukaryota; Metazoa; Chordata; Actinopteri; Cypriniformes; Cyprinidae
Product: myb/SANT-like DNA-binding domain-containing protein 1
Exons: 3
Coding region: 180-1004 (274 amino acids)
Biological process (GO): positive regulation of DNA-templated transcription
Cellular component (GO): nuclear body
Source: RefSeq, a predicted model, not a curated record
CAGAUUCCAUUUUGAGGCCUCUUAACUAAGCAUGGGGGGAAGGGCAGCAGAGGCCUGUCUCUUGCACACACAAGCACAUGCUUGAGAAAGCAAAGUAAGGCCAGGAAAACAGACUGCACUGAGAAAGAACCAAGCUUAAAUCAUAAACCCGAGCGAAAGGUCCAUAAUCUGUUCUUAAAAUGGCCUCUGAGGACCUCUGCUUCAGUUACACAGUGCCAGGCUCCAACGAGAAGCACAGGAGGGCUCGUAACUGGACGGAUUCUGAGAUGAAAGCUCUUGUGUACAUUUGGGAAGAGUAUGUGACAGAGCUAAAGAAGGCUAAGCGCAACGCGAAGAUCUACGAGACGAUGGCUAAGCAACUUUAUGAAUUAACCGGCGAACAACGACACAGGGAAGAAAUCAAGAUGAAGAUUACCAACAUGACUUUCCAAUUCAGGCAACUGAAGUACACAGCAAAUGAAAGCAAUGCUACACCUGACUGGCCGUACUACAAAUCUAUUGAGAGGAUCUUGUCAAAGGUACCAGACCAUGCCCAUAUGAGCCCACCGAACCUCUCGACGUCUGGCCCCUCCACUUCUCAGCUCGAGACUUCUGUGCCCCAGUCGGCUCCACCGAGUGGGUUUCUACCCGAGUACACGGGCUCCUCAGAGGAGAGGGAAAUCAACGAUGAGGAGGAAGGCCUAACAGAGAACUCUGAGAGUUCUUUUGAGACUAGGUCACAGCCGCGUAAAAGGCGGAGGCUUACACACGUGUCACUGCGACGAAAGAAGCUGCGUGUCCUGGAUGCAAUGCUGCAGGAGCAACGCAGGAUAAGCCGCGCCGUUGAGGAGGCAUGUCAUGAAGUUCGCCGAGUUAUGCAUCAGCAGAACUUCCUGCAGGUGCAGAGCCUCCAGCUUCAGGAGCGAAUGAUGAACCUCCUGGAGAAGAUGAUUCCUGCUCCAUCUGCCCCUUCUUGGCCUAACCCACCAGUCUCAAAGAGUUUAGGAACACCUACAACUGAGUGACAGUGACCUCGGGAUACGGGAUAUGGACCUUUUUUGUGUUUGCAGAGGAAGCGUUGCUAUAUGCUAUCUAAGUAUAUAACCAACUAGUUAGAUGUUCAUUUUAGACACUGUUCAGUCUUCUACAAUAAAUAUGUUAUUCAAAAAUGUUGACAGGUGUAAGCUAUCCUAAGCAAAAAAACAAUUGAAAAAAUCACUAUUUAUCUGAUUCAAAACUCUGUCCUCAUAAGUUAAAUGGUGAUUGUUAUGUGACACAAAAUGUGUUUUUUUAUGGAAUCAGAUUUAUUUGAUUUCUAAUUGCUGUGUUAGACAAUGUAAUGUCAGUCAUGGUUGACUGGCAUCUAAAAGAUUUCAGAAAGGUGUUCAAGAAAACUCCAGAAGGUCAGUAGUUCAGGUCAGACAGCUAACACCAAAUGGUUGCUGAUAAUGUAAACAGAAUUAGGCUGACAUGGAUUCGAAAUGGCAGAGGACACAUUUUUGUUUAGUUAGUAGCAUUACAGUUCAGCGUUACAGUGUUAUAGCAUAGCAAAAUGUAACAUGUUACUAAAUGUUACGAAAUGCAGUUGUUUUAGUAGCAGUUUAUAUGCUGACACUCAUAUUUAGCUUAUAUAUUAAAUUAUACACAGAUAGAAGAAGAAAAAAUGACAUUUGCAUAAAAUUAGUAUAAUUCACCCCUUUUCUGAUUAAACAUAAUUUACAUAUUUUUGUGAGGUGUGAAAAAUGUCUAGGUGGUCAAACUGUCCAAAGACUGUAAAAAAGAAAAAAAGUGUCAUUAAAAAGUUUAAAUUCUUGAGGGGGGAAAACAAAUAAAUAUUUUAAAAAGUAUUGGAAUCAAUUGUCUGUCAAAUAAAAGUGAGUGACUAACUCAAAAUAGUAUUGCA